This is a messenger RNA of Caretta caretta (loggerhead turtle), 1569 nucleotides long. The record is from RefSeq and is a predicted model, not a curated record. Lineage: Eukaryota; Metazoa; Chordata; Testudines; Cheloniidae.
GGUGGUAGCCUGACACCUACCCUAGCUCCCUGAGCUCAUCUAUUCUGGCCUUCUGCCCCCACCCCUUGGGUCUGGCCCAGCCCCCUUUCCCAGGCUCCACCCACUUGCCUCCCUCAGGCCACGCCCCUUUCUGGUGGACACACCUACUGUCCCCUUGGCUCCCUGUGACUCCGCCUCUUUCUGAUGACCCCAUCCACUUGCCCCCUCAAGCCCCGCCCCUUUUUGCCAUUCCCAAGGGCUGUCUGGCCCCACCCUCAGGCCACGCCCCUUCCUGAUGGUCCCACCCACUGUCCUCCUGGUUCCUCCCUCUUGUCUCCCCGUGACCCCCACCUCUUUUCCCUGGCCCCACUCAUCUCAAGGCCUGCCCCAACUGCUGUCUCUGGACACGCCCCCUUGCUCUGGCCCCUCCCACUUUGCCUCUCUACAGGCCACGCCCCUUUCUGAUGGUCCUGCCCACUGACCACCUGCCCCGCCCCCCAACUUGCCGCCCUCAAGCCAUGCCCCUUUUGCUCGUCCCAACUCCUGUCUCUGGCCCCGCCCACCGCCUCUCUUGACCACGCCCCUUUCUGAUGGCUCCACCUACUGUCUCUGGGACCAUGCCGUGGCCCCCCUCCCCCUUGCCUCCCUGUGACCCCGCCUCUUUCUGAUGGCCACACCCACUUGCCCCUUAUGCUCCGCCCCUUUUUGCCAUUCCCAACCGCCGUCUCUGGCCACGCCCCCUUUCUCUGACCCCCCCCCCACGGGCUACGCCCCUUUCAGAUGGUCCUGCCCCCUGGCCCCACCCACUUGUCCACCCCCUCCAAGCCCUGCCCCUUUUUUGCGCCAGUUCCCAACCGCUCUCGCUGGCCCCGCCCCCUUCCCUCCGGCCCCGCCCCCUUUGUCCUCCCGGCCGGAGGGCCCCAGCCGUUGGUCUCCCUUUCAGCCCCGCCCCCUUUCCCCUGCCACCUCCCACUCGUCUCGCCCCCCUCGCGCCGCCCAGUGUGGCGCAUGCGCGCGCCGCUUCCGCUCGAGACCCCGCCCUCCUCUUUCCGCGCGGGCCGGGCCUUAUUUGGCGCGCGCGGGGGCGCGCGCGCGGCCCCCAACCUCCCGCUUCCGUCCUCGCCCGCGGCGCGACCCCUCACCCGGAAGUGGUUCGACCGGAAACGAAUCCGCCGCCGGCGGACCGACUCAAGGGGGGGGGGGCGGCCCAACAGCGGCGGCCGCUGAGCCCGACGGGAGCCAGGCGCGAGACCGACCCCCCCGCAGCGACCCCCCCCCUCCUCUCCCCGAGCUCUGCCCCUCCCCCCUCGCCCCGCCGCCGCCGGCUCGCGGCCCCGUGGCCCGGCCCGGGCGCGAAGCUGGCGGAGCUGGGCCGGGCGGGGGGCGGCGGGGCCGGGGCCGGGGCCGGGGCCGGGGCCGGGAUGAUGCGGACUCAGUGCCUGCUCGGCCUGCGGACCUUCGUGGCCUUCGCCACCAAGCUCUGGAGCUUCCUGCUCUACCUGCUGCGGCGCCAGGUCCGCACCGUGAUCCAGUACCAGACGGUGCGCUAUGAUGUGCUCCCUCUCUCCCCGGCUGCACGGAACCGGCUUA